UUUGUUGUGAAAUCAAAGAGUUGCAUUUAGCUUGUUGUGGCAAUAUGGGUGUUUCGUUUUCAUCUGUGAUAUAUUACUUAUGGCCAAAAAAACAAAGACGUAUUAUAAUGUUUGGACUGAAUGGAGCCGGCAAAACAACAAUUCUUUAUAGAUUGAAACUUAAUGAAUUAAUUCAUACCAUCCCAUCAAUUGGUUUCAAUGUGGAGACGAUAAAUGUUAAAAACUUUCGUUAUAGUAUUUGGGAUUUUCCCGGAAGUGGAGGAGAUUCUAUACGUCGUAAGUUUAAUCACUAUUUGCAAGGUGCGGAUGCACUGGUAUUUGUUGUUGACUCCUCAGAUGAGGACAAAAUGAAAGAUGCAGAAAUGGCAUUGACUGAUACAUUAUGGUGUGAUGAAUUCGAAAAUGUGCCCAUUCUGUUGCUUGCCAACAAACAAGAUUUACCUAAAGCAUUCAGUCCAGAGGAAGUGCUAGAGCAAAUGAAAAUGGACACAAGAAAACACAAAUAUAUUGUUCAGGGCACAUCGGCAUAUUCAGGGAUUGGACUUUCUGAAGGAAUGGAGCAUUUAAAUAAUAUGUUGUCAAAGAGGAAAUAGAAGUAGAAGUUUUUUUCUUUUGCUUUGUAAAGUACCAC
Molecule: messenger RNA, 631 nt
Organism: Eupeodes corollae
Lineage: Eukaryota; Metazoa; Arthropoda; Insecta; Diptera; Syrphidae
Product: ADP-ribosylation factor 4-like
Exons: 1
Coding region: 45-593 (182 amino acids)
Biological process (GO): vesicle-mediated transport; intracellular protein transport
Cellular component (GO): cytoplasm
Molecular function (GO): GTP binding; GTPase activity
Source: RefSeq, a predicted model, not a curated record